Molecule: messenger RNA, 7266 nt
Organism: Cyprinodon variegatus (sheepshead minnow)
Lineage: Eukaryota; Metazoa; Chordata; Actinopteri; Cyprinodontiformes; Cyprinodontidae
Product: receptor-type tyrosine-protein phosphatase beta-like
Exons: 32
Coding region: 186-6212 (2008 amino acids)
Biological process (GO): protein dephosphorylation
Molecular function (GO): protein binding; protein tyrosine phosphatase activity
Source: RefSeq, a predicted model, not a curated record
GGGGCUGAUGAGAUGAAGGUUGAAGGGGAGUUUCAGCCGACAUCUCAUCAGCUAUUGAACUGAUGUUGCAUUUCUGGACAUGAUCCGUCUAAGCUGGAUGGCAACUUUAACAUGUGACCUCGUCUGUGUUUUGGCCUGUGUUGAAAUGCACUAUGUAUACUUUUUGUUAACGGGACGGACAAGCAAUGCUCCCAGGAUGUUUGAUCCUCAGUCUGUUAUGGAGCAUCAGGAAGGUCCAAACCUCGCCUGGACCCAAGUGCUCCUUGGAACUGACAAGAGUCAGGACCAGCUGGGACUCCGCCAUGGUCUGGUUCACCACUGCCUGUCCAUCGCCUAACUUGAUAGCCCUCAAGGACUCAGAUUCUGGGCCAAUUUCGGGACACUGUCGUUUGGAUGGAAAGAAUAGAUUUAACUUCAUCUGCAAUAUAACAAAGCUAAAGCCAGGAACGUUGUACAAGUUAACUGUUAUUUAUGGGGAGAAUGAGAAGAUGAGCCUAGGCUUGUUACAAACAGACCCAGUUGGUCCAGCUAAUCUUAAGGUCCAGCUGGACCCAGAAGGAACAACUUCAGUUCAGGCUGCAUCAUCUGGGUUACGGGUCGACUGGUCUCCCUCUCUAGGACAUGUCGACUGGUAUGAUGUUACUCUGGAGGAUGUCAACUCUGGGUUAGUUCGCAGUACCAGAAUUAUGGGUUUUGCAGCUACCCAGUCUGGUUUCAGUUCACUGGUCCCUGGAACUCUGUACAACAUCAGUGUGUUGGCUACAUCUGGAAACAAGACUGCUGCCUCUGUGCACACCAUUGCAGUAACAGCCCCCUCAGCUGUGGACAGCCUCCAAGUGGCAUCCUCAUCUUCAGAUAGCCUUGGCUUGUCCUGGCAGCCAGGCCAGGGAAGGAUAGAGCUAUUCAGAGUUCUGCUGAUGGACCAGAAGGGGUUUCUUUUGAGAAAUGUCACUUUGAAGAACACCACAACCUUUAUUGAGCUGGACAGGCUGAAGCCAGGGACACUGUACAGGGUCUCUGUGGUAACAGUCGCUGCUGGUCUCCAACAUGUUGUCUCAACCCAGACCUACACAGUCCCAGCAGCAGUGUCAGAUCUGACCAUCAACAACGAAGGUAGUUCAGACACUCUUCGGGUCUCCUGGACCCCACCUGAAGGUGGUGUGGAUUUUUUUACGGUGACGAUGUGGGCUCCAGGACUGACCCCUCAGCGACGAAUUCUGUCCCCCAAUGUUACUGAGUUUGUAUUUUAUGAUCUAACUCCUGGACGCCACUACCAGUUGUCUGUCAACUCGUCAGCUGGUGGCUUGAGUUCGGAGAGCAGGACUGCAGGGAGAACAGUUCCUGACCAGGUUUCCAUCCUCUCCAUGUCCAUUGACAACAGCAAUCUGCGUCUCAGCUGGUCCCCACCCAGAGGUGACUGGGAUAACUACAGCAUCCUGUUGAAAGAUGGCUCAGCUGUUCUAAUGAAUCAGACCAUUAGUAAGCAGAGCAAGGAGCUUCUUCAGCCCAUCCAGAGCCUCGGUUUGGUUCCAGGACACCUGUACUUUGCAGAUGUCAUCGUGAACAGCGGCAGUUUAAGUAACACGGCGCACUGCAGCAGCAGGCUAGCACCUCGACCUGUGCAGCAGCUUGUCGUCCCUCGUGCUGAUGAGACAUCUCUGAGUGUCCGGUGGAGACAGCCUGCUGGAAGAUGGGACAGCUUCCUCCUGCUCCUUACAGAUGAGGACCUCGCCACUCCUGACACUCAGAAGAUCCUCAGCGGUGGGUCCACAGAGUACACCUUCAACGGUCUCACCUCAGGACGCCGUUACACUGUUACCGUGAUAACCAGCAGUGGAAACCUGAGCAGCUCUGCCUCCAAGACAGCAUGGACCACACCAGCUCCAGUAAGUGGGCUGCAGGUUUCUAACCUCGGCAGCACUGACAGCCUUCAGGCUCACUGGAAGUCAGCACCUGGAGAUAAAGACUCAUACCGUGUCUUGCUGGUCCAUGACAGCAGCAUCAUAAAGAAUGGGAGUGUGAUGGCGAACAUCAGUAGCAUAAGCUUUCAGAACCUGAGACCUGGAGCGCAGUACAAAGUGGUGGUCACCACUGUCAGAGCCGGACUCACUUCCAGACAGACUGUAGCUGAAGGGCGCACAGUGCCUGCUGCGGUCACUGAUGUGCGGGUCAGUAACAACGGUCGCACAGACUUCCUCACCGUCUCCUGGAAUCAGGCAGCAGGAGAGGUGGACAGUUAUCUGGUAACCUUGAAGGACCGAGACAAGACGUUGCACACCCUGGCAGUGUCAAAGUUCAAUCCUGGGUGUGUUUUCAGUUCAUUGAUAUCUGGACGCAUCUACAACAUCUCCAUCACCAGCUGCAGUGGAAACUACCAAAACCACACCUUUAUCCAGGAGAGAACACAACCUUCGAAGGUCCAAAACCCUACCGCGACUCAUGGUGCUCGGGACGACUACUUGAAGGUUUACUGGCGUCAUGCUGCAGGAGACUUUGACCUCUACCAGGUGUUCAUCAAACACAACAACACCUUCCUGCAGAACAAGACUGUGCAGAAGACUCAGAGCGAGUGUGUAUUCACGGGUCUAGUACCAGGACGGCUCUACACGGUACUAGUGAAUACUUGGAGUGGUUCUUACGAGGCCAGUGCCUCGACCCAUGGGAGAACCUUCCCAGCAGCGGUCCAGUCUCUAACUCUGGCGGGACGGGGUACUGAGGAUCUUCGGGUGACGUGGUCAGCAGCUCCAGGAGACGUGGAUCACUAUGAGGUGCAGCUGCUGUUCAGCGACAUGAAGGUCUUUCCUCCCAUCACCUUGGGUAGCAAUGUAGGGGAGUGUGUCUUGUCAUCACUCACACCUGGACGACUCUACAAAAUCUUGGUGUCAACCUUCAGCGGGCCGAAUCAGAAGACCCAGUUCAUAGAGGGUCGCACAGCUCCCAGUAAGGUGAAGAAUAUCCAUGUUAAUGGUGACAGCAGCCGUCUGAAAGUGAGCUGGACGCCUGGACCAGGUGAUGUGGAUGGAUACUCAGUGUUUUUGUACAGAGAGAGUCGAAAAGUGGCCAUGCAAGCUGUCCUUAAGCACCAGAAUGAGGUGAUCUUUGACUGGCUACAGCCAGGUCAGCAGUACAGUGUUGUGGUGCAGUCUGCAAGUGGAGAACUGCUGAACAACAACACGUCCACAGGACGCACAGUCCCAUUACCAGUCACAGGUCUGCAGGUGGAGCCUGUCCCAAGCACCUGCAGUCUGCAGGUGAGCUGGCAAGAAGCUCUUGGUGUGUCCGAUGGAUACAUCCUCCAGGUUCUGGAUGAAAGAGGCAGCAUUAUUGCCAAUGGCUCACAGCCAGUUGGAUUCACGCGGUAUAGGUUUGAUGGCCUCACGCCGGGCAAGAAGUAUCGAAUCCAGGUGCAGACCACCAGCGGGGGACUCCACAGCCUGGGGAUUAGCACUGAAGCUCGAACACAACCUGCGUCUGUUACUGGUCUGUCCAUCAAAACCAGCUCAACUACAAGCCUAUCCUUUCAGUGGUCACCACCAGAAGGAGACUUCCAAAUUUAUGAAGUCUUUCUGUAUAAAAGUAAUGAAUCUCUGCAGGAGAGUCAACGGAUCCAACCUAGUAUUCAGCAGUGCUCCUUCCAGGGUCUCAGACCUGGAGCGCUGUACAAUCUGGUGAUCCUGGUCCACAGUGGAGACCAGACCAAUGAGACAUCAAUGUUAGCUAGGACAGUACCAGCAGCUGUAGCAUCUCUCAAAGCUCAGAGUGGAAACCAGUCUGAUACUCUGUUGAUCAAGUGGGAUCAUGGUCAUGGUGAUAUUACUGGGUAUAUCCUCUUGCUUUACAAUCCCAAUGGAUCCCGGCAGGCUGAGCAUCAACUGAGCUCCGAGGUGACCGAAUUCAGAUUUACAGGCCUCGUGCCUGGCCGAAAGUACCAAGCUGAUGUAUUUAGUCUCAGUGGAGAGCUUCGCAACCGAGCAAGCACUUUAGGCCGUACCGCUCCCAACCCCCCUUCCUCCUUCCUGUUCGGGGGAGUCACCAACACAUCCCUAGAGAUCACCUGGAAUGGUCCAGUAGGUUCUGACUAUGAUAACUUCGACCUGCAGUGGACUCCCAAGGACCAGCUGUCUGUCAUUAAUCCGUACCACAGCCAAACGUCUGGAAGCCGAAUCCUGAAGGGAAUGUUCCCUGGACGUCUUUACUCCUUCAGCCUCCGAACUGUCAGUGGGGCCACGGACCAAGCCACCACAGCCACCUACAGCACUCCCAUACAAAAGAGCAUUCGAACAAAGCCAGAACGGGUCCACAACCUCCACUGUCGACCUCAGAGUUCUACAUCAAUCUCCUGCUCUUGGGGACCUCCACGAGCCGACUAUGACUCCUACACCAUUGAAUGUCUUCACCAGGACACUCACAACCUAGUCUAUUCAAGGCGUACAAGUCGAGAUUCCACCAGUUAUGUCAUCACUCAGCUGGAACCCCACAAACGUUACACAAUCUCUGUGAAGGUCAUAUCUGACGGGACGACCAGUGAGGAGGCAGAGGAAAGCGUAAUCACCAUGAUCGAUCGUCCUCCCCUGCCGCCCCUGACUACCCGGGUCAGUGACAAGUCCACUAUGGUCACCAGGUCCUCAAUCAUAUUCCAGUUUAAUUGUAGCUGGUUCAGUGAUAUUAAUGGAGCAGUGAAGUUCUUCGCUGUGGUUGUGACUGAAUCUGAAGGUGUCAAUGACAUGCAGCCAGACCAGCACCACCCUCUGCCCUCCUAUCUGGACUACAGAUACAACAGCUCAGUAAAGUCUUACCAGACCAACUACUUUCCCAGCCUCUGCUCAGAUGGCCCAGACAGUAGCAACCAGCUCUAUAAUGUCAGCCUAGGGUCUGGUACAGACUUUCUGGGGGGUCCCUGUGACCGCACAGAUCUGAAUCAUGGAGAGGCAAUCAGAGACCUCAGCCACUUCUGUGAUGGACCUCUAAAGUCAAAGACAUCUUACAGGAUCAGCAUCCGAGCUUUCACUCAGCUGUUUGAUGAAGAAGCUACUAACUCAAAAUUAUCGUCUCCUUUGUUCACCGACACAUUCUUGUCCCUGCCUAUUGUCACAGAGACAGAACCCCUGAGUGGUGUCAUCGAAGGUAUCAGUGCCGGACUCUUCCUCAUAAUGAUGAUUGUUGCCAUCACUGCUCUACUCAUUUGCAGGCACAAGGCUCGCAACUUGGUGGAGGAGAGACCUGCAGUAAGAAGAGGAUUAAGGAGAGAAAGGUCGACAGCAGGAGUCCAAAUGGGAGUCAGAGGCAGCCGGAGAAUUUCCAGCCCCAUCAAGAUCAUGAAUUUUGAAUCUCACUACAAUAAACUGCUGGCUGACUCAAGCUAUCUCCUAUCUGAGGAGUAUGAGGACUUAAAGGACGUUGGCCGUAAUCAACCACUGGACUCAGCUCUGCUGCCAGAGAACCGAGGGAAGAACCGAUACAACAACAUUCUGCCCUAUGACUCUACAAGGGUAAAGCUGACCUACAUGGACGAUGAUCCCUGUUCAGACUACAUCAAUGCCAGUUACAUUCCAGGCAACAAUUUCCGUCGGGAGUACAUCGCUACACAGGGUCCUCUCCCUGGAACAAAGGAUGACUUCUGGAAGAUGGUAUGGGAACAGAAUGUCCAUAAUGUGGUCAUGGUCACUCAGUGUGUGGAGAAGGGCAGGGUAAAGUGCGAUCACUACUGGCCGUUUGAUCAGGAUCCUCUCUACUAUGGAGACCUCAUAGUUCAAAUGCUGUCAGAGUCGGUUCUGCCCGAAUGGACAAUCCGAGAGUUCAGAAUCUGUAGUGAGCAGCAGCUGAGCUUCAUCCGCCUUGUUCGGCAGUUUCAUUACACAGUGUGGCCCGAUCAUGGAGUACCAGAGAGCACACAGUCACUCAUCCAGUUUGUUCGAACCGUCCGGGACUAUGUCAACAGGACCCCCGGUUCUGGUCCCACCGUGGUCCAUUGCAGUGCUGGUGUCGGCCGAACUGGAACCUUCAUCGUCCUGGAUCGAGUACUGCAGCAGCUCGACACAAGAGACACAGCGGACAUAUAUGGCGUUGUCUUCGACCUGCGUCUCCACCGAUCACACAUGGUGCAGACUGAGGGUCAGUACCUGUACCUCCAUCAGUGCAUUCGUGAUGUUCUCAGAGCCCGAAAGCUGCGCAGUGAGCAGGAAAGCCUCGUCCACACUGUCCCAAGAAUGUGAAUCCCAGCAGGCAGAGAGAGACGCUGUGAUUGUACUGCCUGCGAAGUGACUGUUGAGCUUAACAUUAAAAAAAGAAAAAAAACAAAACACAACCUUUUAUUUUUCUAUCAGUGUCCAUAUUUUAUUCUGAAGAAUUAUGAUAAUUUAUGUAACGGGAUUUAGAGUGCGUCUGUGGCUGUACACUGUGUUUCUGUGUCACGAUGAAGCUUGCAAUGAAACAACCUCAGGAGACUGAAUAUUUCAAUCAGCUCUGAUCACAGGUGCACACUCCACUGCUGAACAUUUAUUCUAUCAAUAGUCGACUGAGCUCCUCGUUAAAUAUAUGUAUACAGAUGAACAACAGUACCUGUAUGUUACCUGUUCAUCUUCUUCUACCUUAACCUGUACCUGGAGAUCUGCUUGUAGCCAAAUCUGUACCUGUGCAAGUUCUGUACCGAAUUCCGAGCCUGUACCUCUACCUAACAAUACCUGUGUGUGAACAGCUCAUUAAACAUGCAGCACGUGUACAAAUACCUGAUUUCUGUUGUUAUUGAUCAAAAUUGAUUAAAACCUUCUGCCACCAAAGAAAUUUUCAUAUGUAACUCAGAAUCAAAAACACUCCUAAGAACUUUUUCUAACUCCUCACAAUGCUGUUAAACACUGGAAAAAGUAUUUCAUCUGUCCAUCCAUACACACACCUUCUGCUGCUUAUCUGUCAGGGUCACAGGGGGCUGGUGUCUAUCUCCAGCAGUCUAUGGGCAAGAGGCAUAGUACACCCUGGACCAGCUGCCAGUGCGGGAACAAAGAUAAAAAACCAUGCAUUAACACUUUGAGACAAUUUAGAGGCCGCAAUUUAUCUGUCAGAAAUGUUUUUGGCCUAAGAAGCCAGAGUACCUGGAAAGAACCCACGCUCACGCUGGGAGAACAUGUAAACUCCAUGCAGGAAAAAGGCAAUGAGUCAAGCUUCAACCUUAUAACAACACUUUAAUAGAACAAUUACAAUACUGCAUCAACGGUACAAAAAUUCCUUUAACAGUACUCUAACAGUGCACUAAAGAUGAUGCACCUUUGACAA